Molecule: messenger RNA, 4850 nt
Organism: Erpetoichthys calabaricus (reedfish)
Lineage: Eukaryota; Metazoa; Chordata; Cladistia; Polypteriformes; Polypteridae
Product: cytochrome P450
Biological process (GO): glucocorticoid biosynthetic process; C21-steroid hormone biosynthetic process; cholesterol metabolic process
Cellular component (GO): mitochondrial inner membrane
Molecular function (GO): oxidoreductase activity, acting on paired donors, with incorporation or reduction of molecular oxygen; monooxygenase activity; heme binding
Source: RefSeq, a predicted model, not a curated record
CCGCCGCUAAAUUAAAGCCGCACUUCUGGCUACCUGCUCAUAGAGAACAGCCCACCGUCUGAUUCGCCCGUUGAUGAUCUAUCGAUCGGUCAAUCAGUCGAUCGAUCGCCAUGCUCCUUACGUCGUUCCACCGGGCAGCAGCCAGAGCGCCGCUUAAGGCGUGCAGGACUGCAAUCUGGACGCAGCAAUAUAAGCGCACCUCUUCUUCUUCAGCCAGCACCUCUUCUUCUUCUGCCGCUACCUCAACCGUUCUGUCGGACAGGACAUCAUUCAAGAGCAUCGAAGAAUUGAACGGCCCGAGCUUUCCGACGUCGUUAUACUGGUUUUUCAUCAAAGGCUAUUUUGAUAAAGUGCACCAGUUGCAGAUUGAACACAAGAAGAUCUACGGCCCAAUCUGGAAAUCCAAGUAUGGCCCCCUCGUGGUGGUCAACGUGGCAUCAGCAGAACUGAUAGAACAAGUGAUCAGACAAGAAGGCAAAUACCCAAUCCGGACAGACAUGCCGCACUGGAGGGGAUAUCGGGAACUGCGCAAGCAGGCAUACGGACCCCUGACUGAAAUGGGGCCUGAAUGGCAGCGGAUCCGGAGCAUCCUGAACCCCAAAAUGCUCAAGCCGAAGCACGUCUCCACUUUUUCUCCUGCCAUUAACCUCGUGGUGACGGACUUCAUCCAGAAGAUCGGCUGGCUGAGAGAAAAAGAGAACGGGCUUAUGGUCAGAGACAUGGCGAGCGAGCUUUACAAGUUUGCCUUUGAAGGCAUUUGCUAUGUUCUGUUUGAGACCAGGAUGGGCUGCCUAGAAAAAAUCAUCCCGCAGGAGACGCAGCAGUUCAUUGACUCGGUGGGAGAAAUGUUCCGACUGUCCCCAAUACUCGUACUCUUCCCCAAGUCUGUCUGGCCGUACCUUCCCUUCUGGAAGAGCUUUGUGGCGACGUGGGAUCAUCUGUUCAAAGUCGCUAAAAGGCUGAUCGACACUAAGGUGGUGGAAAUUAAGGAGAAGAUGGAGAAAGGCGAGGAGGUGGAGGGUGAAUAUCUCACUCACCUUCUCAUUAGCCAGAAGAUGAGCGUCGACGAGAUCCUGGGAAGCAUCACCGAGCUGCUCUUGGCCGGGGUCGACACGACCUCCAAUACCAUUUCAUGGGCCCUGUACCAUAUGGCCCGGGAGCCAACCAUUCAGGAGAAGCUUUGCGAUGAGGUCAACAGGGUUUGUCCCGAAGGUCAGAUACCGCAAGCUGAAGAUCUCGCCAAGAUGCCGUGGUUAAAGGCCAUCGUUAAAGAAACUCUGCGGUUGUAUCCCGUGGUGCCAGGAAACGCCCGGGUUGUUCCGGAAAAUGAAACAGUGGUCGGUGAUUACUAUUUCCCUAAAAAGGUACAGACUCUGUUUCACCUCUGCCAUUACGCCGUGUCCUACGAAGAGGAGCACUUCCCUGAUCCCCCAGCCUUCCUGCCUGAGCGCUGGCUCCGGGGUGGAGACAAGAUGAAGCAGCACCCCUUCAGCUCCAUUCCCUUCGGCUUUGGCAUUCGUGCCUGUCUGGGCAAGAGAGUGGCAGAGCUGGAGAUGUACUGCCUGCUGUCCCGGCUCAUCAGGCACUUUGAGGUGAGGCCUGACCCUUCUGGACUCAGUGUGGAAGCAAAGACCAGGACGCUGUUGGUUCCCAGUUCUCCCAUCAACCUGCAGUUCUUGGACCGCCAAUAGCCAUGAAUGAGGCCGCCCACCUUCCUCCUUUCUUUUGAUUCCUGGGCAGACAAAGCUGCAAAUGGAGGGUUUCACAGCUGAUAAUCCAUCGAUUCAGGACUCGUAAUUCUUUUUCUUGCUAGUGAUGUCCUUCAGCCAUCAGUUUCUUGCACUUGUCCGUCUGUCCCACUAGCAGUGUGGUCAGGGCAGGUGCACUGCCGAGAUGGACACCCUUUUCAUUAGAUGGGUGGGUGGACAGCAUGAAUAAGCAGACUUAACACAGAGGACAUCGAGGUGGGGGCCCAAGCCUCCUUCGUUCAGUGGUUUCUUAGUCCCGCCAAGGUAGCUCGGAUACGAGGCAGUCAUGUGAUCUGCUUGUGCUCAUUUCUCAUUGUGGUCGUCAUCAUGGCUGACCCUCACUCUUUUGGACUGCCCUGGUUUGAAGUUUCAGCCACUGAACGUAUUCUCUUUCUGGUUGAGGCUCAUUGAUGUUCUGGUAACACAAUUAUGAAUGUGGACCCCCUUCAGUUUCGUCAUCUCCUGCUGUUAGCUCUCUAAUCCUCAAAGAGAAGCCCAGCAUAAAGGCAGAAGAAGAGCAGAAGUGCAAACAUAAGCAGUGCUGGGUUGACAAAGAUCAGAAGGGUCCUGUCCUUCCUUUCUGGAUCCCUAAGCGAUACCCUAAUUUGAGGGCCCCGCCAACUUCACUUCAUAAGCACAUUUCAAGGACAAUCAGGAUGAGGGGGCCCCCACAGAUCCUCGGGUCUCCAAGAGGUCACUUAGAUUGUUUUCACUAAGAGAAGACCCCACUGUGAAGAGUCUUACAGUGGCAGCAUGCAAGACAUUGAUAAGCAGCCAUUCCUACCACAGGCAUUGAUUUUAACGAGGUGGCAGCCAUUGGGGGUAACUGGAGGAGAAGUCAUGGACUUGGUAAAAAGAAAGUGGAGCCCCAGUUUGGUGAAAGGACCAAAGAAGAGGUCUGUGUUAAGCCUCAGAAUGUGGACAAGAGAGAACCUGAACAGAGGGCACCACAUACAGCAGGCGGAUAUACGUAAAAUGGACCAAUGGAAGGGCGACCCUCCGUCUUAGAAACCAAGCCGAGAAACCAAUUUUGUUGCAAUUUCAUUUUCUCUCCAACUUAAUAAAUGUAUUUCGGUGGCGUUCUAAUGGUUUCCUAGAAUUCUGAGGCAAGUAGAUUUCAUUUUGCAUUUUCAAAUCGAUUUUGACUUGCUGGAUUUGUUUUGUUGCCUCACUUGUUUAUUUUACAUUCUGCCACACCAUUCUUGGUGGAUUAUGUGUGUUAUGAAGCUGCAGAAAAAAAUGUCCAAAAAGGGGGUACAAGAGCACCUCAAAAAUAUCAUAAAAAAACAGGACUUAACUAAUCUGCCUCAGAAAUAGGCCUCAUCCCCAGGAAGCCUCACCCUAAACUCAAAAUGGCAGGCUUCAAGGCCUGCACAGGCCCCAAGUGGGACUCAUACUUUUAAAAGUUCAAAACUACUUUUAUACUGCAGUGGACCGGCAUCACAAAGCAUUUCAGUUUGCAGAUCUGCACUGUGGUGGGCUGCCAUUGGUCAGUCAUGAACCUGCAACCUCUGAUUGAGAGGAGAGUUCCUCACAGCUAAUAGGAGGACUCCUAGUCUUGGCCAGACAGAAGCACUUCUGAACACUGCAAGUGGGGCACUCCAUGGUGACAUUAACGGAGCUCGAGCUCUCCUUUAGUCCCCAAAGCGUCUGUGCAGUGCCACCACUACGCUCCACCCAUCCACAGUGCAAAUCCUAUCUUCGUCGACAGCUGCCAUGGCAGGGGGCACUCACAUCACACAUCAUCUCAGUUUGAGGAUUUUCAUUGUGGUCGGUUGUGAACCUGCAAUGUCUGCCUCAGAAGCAGGUUCCAUACAGCGUGAGCUCAGAAACUUGUGAUUACUCACCCAAAAUGGCCUUUGUUUGGAGCUUCAGCCCGUUGUUGGCUUUGUUUCUAAGAAGUUCAAUUCUUCUCAUGCAGAUCCGUGCCAACGUCAACUUGGUCCCAGCCAGAACUUCACUGAGAUCUCCCACAUACACAUGCAGAAGCCACCCAGAGCUGUCAAGCGUGGACUCCACUUUCCGCUUUCUGUGGAUUUGGUCCAAGUGGUCUGGUGUCCUUCUUCAUCCAUAAGAUGGAAGCUUAUGAUAUUUAGGACUUUAGACUGGGCCAAUGUGAUUGACUCCUUCCAGGGGUGUCUCCAGAUGUGCUUGUGUGGAGAACUGGGCACUGGGUGAGCGGUGACUUCAACAUGUCCAUGAGAACACUUGGCUCUCCUUAGGAGGCUGAACACGAGGACAUGUGUGGUCUCCAAACAAUGGGGAAUGAGCUCGAGCAAACUGAAAGGAGCGGGCAUCCGAGACACGGUGUAUAGGUGGUGUGUGGGGACCUAAUUCCCUAAUCCAGAUCUUCCAAAUUCUCAUAGGCAUCGAUCACAAAGAGCCAGCAGAAUUCUUUGAACUUAACAGUGAAUCACAUCCUGGAGAACACCAGCAGAUAUUUAGGGAAAGUGCAUUUAGGACUGAAACCAGCAGAACAAAACACCAAGUCCUGGAGUUGAAGCAGAAACCCUGAGAACCUUCAAGAAGAAUCUAUAGGGGACAUUGGGACAACUGAACUAAAAAACAAGGGGUCUGCUCUAGUUUGUUAAAUCUCUUAUGUGGGCACAGAAUCGGCUCAGACACAGCAACACGGAGUUAAGGGAGGAGAACCAUCUCAGAAUUCAGGGAUGUUCAAGGUGGUGUCCUGCAGGGGGCAGUGUUAGACCACUUCACUUAUUAAUACAUAAAUGAGCUGAUGAGAACUUUAAGAACAAGAAGACACCAAACUGGAGGAAGGGACAGAGGGACUUGGACAGCACAGAGGAAGAGCAGAUCUGUGGACAAAGAAGUUGACUGUAAGCAAACGUAAAGGACAACAUGGAGGAAGUGGGAAGGUGGGGUCUCAGUACACAAUGGGAGGUCUGAAACCAGAAAGUACCCGUUAUGAGAAGGACCUGGGAGUCAUAGUGGACUGGACUCUACCUACAUCAGGGCAGUGGACAGAAAGCUAUAGGGUGUUGGGUUAUAUAGCGCCCUGAUGUGUGGAGUACAAGUCGGUGAGGUUAUCCUUAAGCUGUAUGAUUAAGUUUCACAUAAAGUCAAUUGGGAUUUUCUAACGUC